Aphanomyces astaci is the source of this 1632-nucleotide messenger RNA. RefSeq lists its product as hypothetical. The transcript is spliced from 5 exons. Gene Ontology annotation, molecular function: amino acid transmembrane transporter activity. The record is from RefSeq and is a predicted model, not a curated record. Gene Ontology annotation, biological process: amino acid transmembrane transport. Bases 30 to 1529 code for a protein of 499 amino acids. NCBI's taxonomy places the organism in Eukaryota, Oomycota, Saprolegniomycetes, Saprolegniales, Verrucalvaceae.
UGCGAAACGACGCGCCAUCGUUGUCAUCCAUGGGCAAGCACACAAAGGCGGCGGGACGGCCUGCGUGGAGUGCGGCGGCGAUCGCGCUCGUGUACGAUCAGCACGGGUUCGACGUCGUGCCGGCAGUGUCCGAGUCGAUGGCCGCGUCGUCGACGCCACACUCGUGGGGUGUGUUCUUCAACCUCACGAACGCCAUCGCCGGUGCAAGCAUCAUCUACAUCCCACACGCGAUGGCGGACGGCGGGUUCCUUCCCGUGCUUGGCCUUCUCCUUCUCUGUGGCGGUAUCACGUGGUACGCGAUGAACAUCCUCAUCGUGUUGGGCCACCACCACCACGUCCAGUCGUAUGAAGACCUAGCGCAACUCGCGUUUGGCGUCCCGGGGUUCCUCGCCGUGUGUUUUUUCCAGUUUACGUUUUCAUUUGGGGCCAACUGCUCGUACUUGCUUGUGAUUGCCGACACGCUACCUGUAGUCAUUGGCCGGCUGUGCAAGAUGCACAUUGCACAUGGUGAGCCCGUGCCUAGCUCCCAAACCUCGUGGUACCUCCGGCUGGUUGCGGACCGAAACAUUUGCGUGACGUUAGUGGCGGUGUUGGUGCUACUGCCCAUCUGCAUCCAUCGCAGCUUUGCCAGUUUGGAGAAAUUCGCGGGUGUGUCCGUACUCAGUGUUGUAGUUUGCACCGGCGUCAUCGUGUACGAGUGUAUGUUUCACAAGGACGAGUACGUGGCCGAGUCUCGUGGCUUCAUGUACGACUACGUGGCAGUCCACCCCGACAUCUUUCCGGCGCUGGGGACGAUAGCGUUCGCGUACGUGUGCCAGCACCAGACGUUCCUCCUCUACAACACCAUGUCCCCCGCCACGCCCCGUGGAUUUGCCGAUAUUUCCCGCGCGGGGGUCGCUGUCUCAGUCGCCCUCAUCUUUGCCCUGAGCAUCCCCGGGUACCUCUUGUUCCUUCAAGCCACUCGAAGCGACAUAUUUCUCAACUUUACCAACCUCUCCGACAAGCUCAUUCAAGGGUGCCGCCUACUUACUGCCGUCAACAUGAUCCUGACCUACCCCCAAGAGUUUAUGGUCGCCCGGCACACGCUGCAGCGUCUGUUGAACUUGCACUACGCCCACGUGAGUGUUGUGGAUUUGUUCCACGAGCAAACGAAGCCCAUCAACCAACGGACAGUGUGGCACGACGCCAGUGACGAAGACGGAGGUCAACCGACCCUUCCGACGGCGCUGUCCACGCCAUGGCAUGUCGGCCUCACGGUCGUGCUGCUGACGUCGACGCUGCUGAUUUCCAUGGCCGACCGCCGGCUUGGCGACGUGACCAGUCUCACGGGGUCGUUCAGCGCCGUCGCCCUCGCGUUCGUCUUGCCCGCCGCGUGCCAUCUCAAGCUGCAAGUGCCGGCGCAGCACCGCCGCCGGUGGAACGAUUCCGUCGUGCCGUGGUGCACCAUCACGUUUGGCACGUUUGUGUUUUUUGUCAGCACCACCACGUCCAUCCUGGCCAUUCGUCGACGGCACAUGGAGACUCCUUAGUAGUAGUAAGUACUACAAAGUACUAGUAGGGCAUUAGUCAUCCCAAUCAUGGGCGGCAAAUGGCCAGGCAAUUUGAUCGGGAACAAGAGUGUGCUGUACUGUC